AGCACGCAAAAGCAAAAUGGUACUCAAUCUGGGGACAAAGCACCGACGUCGUCUGACCGUCUAACUCUCCAUAAACGACAGCGUAUCAUCUUCUUCCAAAUUCCAAUCCAAGUUGUACACAGGAAAAUCUUCCGGAGUCUGUCAGUUUCCUUCUAAAACGAAACUUCUAGUCGGUUUCGUGUGAAUUAUCUUUCUGGAUUUUGACAGCAGCCCUCCCAAUUACUUAAUAGUUUCAUCAAUCAAAAGCCCUUUUGUCUCUCUUCUUCGGUAAGUGAGAAAGAAACCCUUUUGCAAAGAAAUCAUCAAAGUUUGAGUCUUGCUACCAUGGCCAAGAGCUCCUUCAAGCUUGAACACCCCUUGGAAAGGAGGCAGGCAGAGUCUUCUCGCAUCAGACAGAAGUACCCUGAUAGGAUUCCGGUGAUUGUUGAGAAGGCUGAAAGAAGUGAUAUUCCUGACAUUGACAAGAAGAAAUACCUUGUCCCUGCUGACUUGACUGUUGGCCAGUUUGUUUACGUUGUCCGGAAAAGGAUCAAGCUCAGUGCUGAGAAGGCUAUAUUUGUUUUUGUCAAGAACACACUCCCUCCCACUGCUGCUCUGAUGUCUGCAAUUUAUGAGGAAAACAAGGAUGAAGAUGGUUUUCUUUACAUGACUUACAGCGGCGAGAACACAUUCGGAUUCCCUGAAGUGCAGUGACAUCCAAGUUCUGUAAAUAGAGUCCGGAAGUGUAAAUUUCCGCUAUCCCCUACAUAUGGCAAAUGUCUUGCAUGCUUUACGUUGUUAUCUACGGUCUGAUUCUGCCUAAAUUGGAUCAGUUGCAUCAUUUCUUUCCUUUCGAAAUGUUUGAUUACACUUUGUCUUAAUGAAUUUACCUAAUAUAUAUAUAUAUAAGGGAUAGCAUUGAAUUUAAUAUCAA
Coffea eugenioides is the source of this 913-nucleotide messenger RNA. Its product is annotated as autophagy-related protein 8C. The transcript has 7 exons. NCBI's taxonomy places the organism in Eukaryota, Viridiplantae, Streptophyta, Magnoliopsida, Gentianales, Rubiaceae. Gene Ontology annotation, biological process: cellular response to nitrogen starvation. Bases 325 to 693 code for a protein of 122 amino acids. The record is from RefSeq and is a predicted model, not a curated record.